AUGGGAAAAAUCAUAGUUUAUGAGCAUGCUAACUUCCAGGGUAUGUCCAAAGAAUUCCACACCAACAUUGCCAACCUAAAAGAUGCAGAUUGGAACGAUUGUAUCUCCUCAGUGAGAGUAAUUGGCCAUCCUUGGGUGGCUUAUCAGCAUGCAGACUAUAAAGGACAGUUACUGGUACUUGAGGAGGGAGAUCAUGACUUCGUUGGUAAAAAGAUGAACGACAAGAUCAGCUCUCUGCAGCUGAUCACUGAAAAUCUGCACAAUCCCCAGAUCACUCUCUACGAACAUGCUGAUUAUCGAGGGAAGAGCAGAAUAAUAAGAGAAGCCACCAAUCUGUCCAGGGGACAUGACAACGACACCACAUCUUCACACAAAGUCCAGAAAGGUGUCUGGUUGCUGUGUGAGCACGGUGAUGGAAGUGGAUUUCAAUACAUUGCACGAGAGCACGAACACCUUCCAAAUUACAAGGCAAUCAAGUUCAAUGACAAGCUUUCCUUCCUGCGUCCCCUUCGCCCUGGCUGUGGCUGUUAG
Molecule: messenger RNA, 531 nt
Organism: Lonchura striata (white-rumped munia)
Lineage: Eukaryota; Metazoa; Chordata; Aves; Passeriformes; Estrildidae
Source: RefSeq, a predicted model, not a curated record